AUGUUGAUGCGGGCCAUCACAGUAGCCUAUCUGUGUUUUGCGUUGAUUGUCUUAUGUUUGAUUAUACAUAUAACUGUUUUCAGUGUACCCACCUGGGUGUACUACAAGGAUAGCGUUUCCACGUCGUAUUUUGGACUUUGGACUCUGUGUACGGGGAUGGUUGGGAAGGUGACCUGUGUCCCCACCAGUGGACAUCCAUCCUUUUCCGGUCAAGAUUGGUUUCGCGCUGUACAAGCUCUGGAAUGUCUCGGUUUAAUAGCGAUCAUUUCCGCCAACGUCUGCAGUUUCAUCUCAAUAUUUCUGGUAACGGCUGAACGUCUACUCAAUCUAGCCACGGUCAUAUUGAUGAAUGUUGCGGCUGUGUUCAUCCUGAUCGGUUCCAUUAUAUUUGGUGUGCGGGUGAAUUCCAUCCCCUCUACCGUCGUGUUAGCAGAAUACCUUUACGUUCCGUAUGGUUUUAAUAUUGUUGGUGGAGCUCUUUGUUCCGUUGCAGGGAUGUGUAUGCUUGCUUACAAAUCAACAUUUAGCUACUGAUUGCCGCCCAUAUUAUGUGGGGACAUUUUCAACACAAGGUAUUGAGAGGUGAAGAGAUUUCCAUGC
Messenger RNA from Ostrea edulis (European flat oyster), 600 nucleotides. RefSeq lists its product as uncharacterized. The transcript has 3 exons. Lineage: Eukaryota; Metazoa; Mollusca; Bivalvia; Ostreida; Ostreidae. Bases 1 to 534 code for a protein of 177 amino acids. The record is from RefSeq and is a predicted model, not a curated record.